Cylindrotheca closterium is the source of this 615-nucleotide messenger RNA. The record is from the annotation of a GenBank genome assembly. NCBI's taxonomy places the organism in Eukaryota, Bacillariophyta, Bacillariophyceae, Bacillariales, Bacillariaceae.
AUGGAUCUCAAAGAUAAAAUGUACUCGUUUCAAGAAGAUGUUCUUCUUCCUCCUCCAUCUGAAGCUGAAUUCAAUUGUACCUUCAAAUGUUCUUUCUCCUGUUGCCAAGAUGGUGACCAUGGACAUGGUGCAAUUGAAAAUGAUGAAAUGCUUAAAUUGUUUUCGAAUCAUCCUCUAUUGGAAGUUAUGCCAAAUCCAAUCACAAUGGCAAACAUCCAACAACAUCAGCUCCAAGAUGUUGCACUCAUUCAAAAAUUGCAAAAUGCAGCAACUUGGGCUCAGUAUCCCAUCAUGCAAAUUGACAAUUGCAAUGUGAUCUGCUAUUUUGCAGAUUUGAAUAAACCUAACAAAUGGAGAAUUCACUUGCCUGAAACUUUGGUUGCUCCUGUGAUUGUGUGGUACCAUUUGGUGCUUGGACAUCGAGGCACCACCUCUUUGUACAAUACAAUUGUCAGAAGAUUCUAUGCUCCUGCGUUGAAAAGAAAAGUUGAAUCUCUCAAUUGUCAAGUUUAUCAAGUGAACAAAAAUGUGAACAUCCAAUACGGACAUCUACCCGAAAGACACGCAGAUAUGGUCCCGUGGUUUUCAGUGGCUUUGGAUUUGAUUGGGCCUUAG